AUGCUUACCAGAACUGUUGCGGCCGUUUCGGCCCUGUCACUCUUUGCUUCCUCUGCUUUUGCUGUUGAUGCCAGCUUGAAGAACAAUGUUGCUGUCUACUACGGACAAGGUUAUAACCAGCCUCGCCUAAGACACUUCUGUGACCAGACCUCAAACGAUAUCAUCAACCUCGGGUUCAUCAAUGAGUUCCCUACUGCUGUGAACGAUUGGCCCGGUAGCAACUUCGCCAACCAGUGUGAUGGAACCCUCUUCGACGGUACCAACUUGCUCAGUGGCUGCCACCAGAUCUGGGAGGAUAUUCCCUACUGCCAGGAGUUGGGCAAGACUGUCCUUCUUUCCAUCGGCGGUGGCACUGCCACUGCCCAGUACCUCAAGGACGAUGAAACUGCCGAGUGGUUUGCUGAUUUCUUGUGGCACUCUUUUGGUCCUUACGACCUGGCCAACAGUCUCGGGUACCCUCGCCCAUUCCUGACUGCCGGUGUUGAUGGAUUCGACUUUGAUAUUGAGUACAACGGAGGCGUUGGAUGGGCUGCUAUGAUCAACCGCCUGCGCUCCUACUACGACCAAUACCCCCAGCAGAAGAUGUACAUCUCCGGUGCUCCUCAGUGCCAAAUCCCCGAUGCCCAACUGAGCGAUGCUAUCAAAAACUCCGUCUUCGACUUCAUCUGGGUCCAGUUCUACAACACUGAUGCCUGCUCUGCCCGCAACUGGGUCGAUGGCCACGGCGACUUCGACUUCGGCCGGUGGGUUGAGGUUAUCGAGGCUAGUGCCAACCCCGAUGCUAAGCUCUACAUCGGUCUGCCCGCCUCCUCGGACGCUGCUAACGAGGGAUACUACUUGACCCCUGAUGAGGCUGAGCCCCUGAUCUCCACCUACAUGAAGCUGUACCCCAAGCACUUCGGUGGUGUCAUGCUGUGGGAGGCUACUGCCGGUGACAACAACGUUAUUGAUGGUCUCACUUACACUGAGCAUAUCAAGGAGAUCCUGUACAGCUGUGCUCCUCCUGUUGUCUCUUCCACUGCCACUCCUACCCCCAGCUCCACUGCCACCCCUAUCAAGUCUUCCACCGUUCCUCCCUCCAGCUCUGCUACCCCUACCAGCUCGCCUGCCAGCUCUCCUGCUGCCUCUUCCACUGUGUCGCCUUCGUCGUCUGCUGCUCCUAGCAGCACUCCUUCGUCUGCUCCUUCGAGCUCGGCUUCCCCCAGCGCCUCGGUGUCCCCCAGCUCUCCUGUUGGCACCGUCUCGCCUUCUAGAACACCUUCCGUCACCCCCAGCUCCCCCGCUGGUACUGUGUCUCCUUCCUCCUCGGUACCUGUGACUCCCUCCGGAACUCCCUCUGUCACCCCCAGCUCCCCCGCUGGUACCGUGUCUCCUUCCUCCUCGGUACCUGUGACUCCCUCCGGAACUCCCUCUCUCACUCCCAGCUCCCCUGCUGGUACCGUGUCUCCUUCCUCCUCGGUACCUGUGAUUCCCUCCGGAACUCCCUCCGUCACCCCCAGCUCCCCCGCUGGUACCGUGUCUCCUUCUUCCUCCGCAGCGGUGUCUCCCUCCGUCUCCCCCAGCAAGCCAGCUUCCUCCGUUUCCCCCAGCGGCAGUGCUUCUAGCUCCGCCGCCUCAUCCACUGACUGCGAGACCUCCGAGACCCCCUCGGCCUCCACCCCUGCUAGCAGCCCUGCCAGCAGCCCCGUGGCUUCUUCCGGACAUCCCAGCCACACUAUUACUGUGACUGCCCCCAUUGGAACUCCCACUCCCAGCUCCCCCGUUGGCCCGGGCUCCAAGUCUAGCUCCAGCUCUACUCCUCUGGUCACCGGUCACUCUUCCAGCGUGACCCCCAGCAGCUCUGCUUCCUCCGCUACUGACUCUGGUGCCUCUUCCGCUACCAGUGCUCAGUCCACUGGUGUCCAGCCCACUGGCGCUCAGUCUUCUGGUGCUCAAUCCACUGGCGUUCAGCCCACCGGCGCUCAGUCUUCUGGUGCCCAGUCUUCCGGUGCUCAGUCCACUGGCGCCCAGUCCACUGGAGCUCAGUCUUCCGGCGUCCAGCCCACCGGCACCGGAUCCUCCUCCGGAAUCACCAUCACAAUCCCCGUGACCCCGACUCCCUUGCACACCACCUCCGCCGAGACCAUCACCACUGUGAUCGUCACCUCCUAUACCAGCAUCUGCCCCACCGGUUUCACCACCAUCACUACCACCCUGACCAGCUACUACUGCCCCGGCAAUACCCCGGCCACCGCUACCGCGACUGGCCCUGCCGCAAUUGGUACUGGUACUGCUGGUGUGACCGCUCCUACCUCCGGCCCGGCUACCACCAGCCCCUCUAUCCCUGAGGGCUGGACCACCACUGUCACUGUCUGCACUGUUUGUGCUGCCACUCCUACCACUGUGACCCUCACUCUGCCUCCUGCGCCUACCACCACUGGUGUUGCUGCUGAGACUACUGCUGCCACUGCCACUGCUACCGCUCCUGCCCAGGGCUCUGGCUCUGGCUCGGGUUCGGGCUCCAGCUCCGGUUCCAACCCCGGCUCUGGCCAGGGUGAGGGUUCCAGCUCCGGUUCCAACCCCGGCUCUGGUUCAUCUAGCCAGGGUGAGGGUUCCAGCUCUGGCUCUUCCGGCCAUGGCUCUGGUUUCGGAUCCGGGUCCAGCCCCGUUGGACCUGCGUCUUCUUCCAAGGGCAUCUCCAGCACUCCAGUUGCACCUGUCCGCCCAGCCAAGACCUCGUCGACCCUGGCCUUCCGCCCCUCGACUGUCGCUACCAACACCCCUGUGGCGCCGACCAGCACUAGCAACCCCGAGGGCGUUUCCCCAGUCUACACCGGCGCCGCCUCCAAGGCCAACGUCACCGGCCUCUUCGGCUCCCUCCUCGCCGUCGCUCUCUCGAUGUUCGUCAUGUUGUGA
Molecule: messenger RNA, 2895 nt
Organism: Penicillium arizonense
Lineage: Eukaryota; Fungi; Ascomycota; Eurotiomycetes; Eurotiales; Aspergillaceae
Gene: chiA1
Product: class III chitinase ChiA1
Exons: 2
Coding region: 1-2895 (964 amino acids)
Biological process (GO): carbohydrate metabolic process
Cellular component (GO): extracellular region
Molecular function (GO): chitinase activity
Source: RefSeq, a predicted model, not a curated record